Molecule: messenger RNA, 2261 nt
Organism: Purpureocillium takamizusanense
Lineage: Eukaryota; Fungi; Ascomycota; Sordariomycetes; Hypocreales; Ophiocordycipitaceae
Exons: 6
Coding region: 280-1917 (545 amino acids)
Biological process (GO): L-cysteine transport; transmembrane transport
Cellular component (GO): membrane
Molecular function (GO): L-cysteine transmembrane transporter activity
Source: RefSeq, a predicted model, not a curated record
CACUAGUCUCGGCUCCUACGUUCAUUUGCCUUGUUUUGUAGCAAGCAGCAAGGGACAUGAAAGGUCAUGACAGCCAGCUCAAAGUAACUGCGCCCCGAAGCCCAACGAACCAUAUUGGAUCCAAUCGGGACAUCAAAACAUUGAUCCAAUCGGGGCAUUUAAAUACUGAUCUGAUCCGGAUCUGCGUGCUCAUGAGCUGUCUUUCCCCUCGCCAAGAGCCAUCUAUUUCUUGGCUUGCACCCGAACAUUUAUUUGGUCAAUUUCCGCAACGAGGCCAACAUGGCGGAAAAAAGGCACCAUCUGGACGAGACUGUUCAAAUCACUCCCACCGAGGCCGGGGCGUUUCCCAAGGCCGAAGCCAACAUUGAUAGCGAUGGCUCCAACACACGGCUCGGCAGCAGCCGAGUAAAAAUGGUCUCCGAGCGAGACAUCGACGACACAACGCUCUUCUACAACACGUACAAGGACAAUGUCAAGCCUAUCGACGAGGCAAGCAUCAAACGUCUCAACCGCAAAAACUUUUGGUUCCUGCUCAGUCAGACGUGGUGGAUCGCCUUCCUCAUCCACCUGGACAAGUCAACCCUGUCCCAAGCCAGCACCAUGGGCAUAUUCAAGGAUGUGCAGAUGACCAAGAACGAGUACAACGACCUUUUUGUGGUAUUCUAUACGGGGUACCUCGUUGCGUUGUGGCCAGGCGCUUACGUUGCCCAACGCGUGGGCCACAAGUACUUCAUCACCGUGUCGUUGCUGCUGUGGGCACUGCUGCUGGGCAUGCAUCCCUUGGUCAAGACGGGCAAGCAAAUGAUCGGUCUGCGCUUUCUGCUGGGGAUGACCGAAUCGCAAAUCGUACCCUCUACGACCGUACUUCACCAAGCCUUCUUCCCGCCCAAGAAGAGCCCAUGGGUUCAGCUGCUCUGGUGGGCAUCGGGUAGCUUUGCAAAUGUUCUCCUCACCAUGGUCGCCUACAAACUCAUUCAAGACGACACUGACGGGACUCUUGUCGGCGGUCUCAAGUCGUGGAAGUGGCUGCAUAUAAUCUGCGUUAUCCUCACGUUUCUCGUCGCGGCGGUACUCAUCAUCUUUCUCCCCAACUCACCCGUCGACGCGAAGUGGCUCUCCACGGAAGAAAAGAUACACACGAUUGAGUUGAUUCGGCAGACGCAUGCUGGUAUUUCCAACUCGACCUUCAAGUGGGCGCAGGUCAAGGAGUGCAUUCUAGACCCAAAGAGCUGGCUGUUCAUCACCCACAUGUUCUUCAACGAGCUCCCCAACAACACUUCACAGCAGCUGCCACUGAUCAUUGUCGGUUUCGGCUUCACGCCCGCACAAAGUGCCCUCUUCAAUAUCGCGAAGCCCCUCUGGGGAUCAUUCCUGAUCCUUGUCUCUGCGGCUAUGUUGUACGCGACAGACCUCGGCGUGGGAUACACGUGCGCCAUUUCGUACAUUCCCUGCUUUGUCGGAGGCAUCAUCAUGGUUGCCGCGCCGUGGUCGAACAAGAUUGCGCUCAUCGUUGGCACGCAGAUAUCCACCUUCAAACCUUCUUACCUUCUUGGUCUGUCAUGGGCCGGUACCACAACUAUCGGGUACACUAAGAAGCUAUGUCUCAUGUCUACAUGCGUCGUCGCGGCAGCUGUCGCAAACAUGGUCUCCCCCGAGUUCUGGCAAGAAAAAUACAAGCCACGAUAUAUUCUCCCGUGGUCCUUUAUGACUGCUUUCUGGCUCAUAUCUCCGGCCAUGUGCAUCAUUAUUCGAUUUUAUCUGCAGCAUGAGAACAAGGUGCGUGCAGCGAAGCUCGAGCAACAAGGAAGCGACAGCGAAGAGGACGCCUUGGACACGGGCGACGGCAUCCUCCGGUUGAACGACAAAGAUCUUGACCAGACGGAUCGCGAAAACCUUCGAUUUGUCUACCCACUGUAAUUUGCACAUAAAAAGGGGCUUCUAGGUCCAUGAUGGUAAAACGAGGACCAUGCAAAGAAGAAGGUAAACAUCACACAUCUGAGUCACUGAUGAAGGAUCUCUCGUGUCUCGUAUUCGUCCGUACCAGCCUGUUGUUCUCAGAUACAACGCAGUUAAAUUUGUAUCUUGGCUCUCACUUGUGUUCCACACCUGGUGAUUUCUCCUUCUCGUCCUCGAAGUUAGGAUGGUCUGCAGGUGAGGUCCCAUUUAAAAGAACCAUGGAGGUCAAACGAAUUUCCUGAUUGAUCAUUGAUCUCCUCCAUUCUCUCAAAGUCCGCUUGUGCGGUCCUACGAUGAAGUUGCAC